CAGGUAGCCGUCCCUAAAUAGCGUUUAUAAAUAACUGAGGAACUCGGCCAUCUUCAGCAUCAAAGCAAAGCAAAGCAAAGUAUAAGGUGCUUUUUUCGAGAGAUAAGAGCUAGAGAAAUGGAACACCGGCCGAUCAAUGCAUUCACCACUUUUAUCCUGCUUCUUGGGGUAUUCACCACAAAAUUCACAGUAGCAUUGGCUGCUUGGCUGCAAGCCCAUGCAACUUUCUACGGCGGAAGCGAUGCUUCAGGAACCAUGGGGGGUGCGUGUGGUUAUGGAAACCUCUACACAGACGGUUAUGGCAAAGAGACUGCAGCUCUGAGCACGGCUUUGUUCAACGAUGGCAAGUCAUGUGGUGGUUGCUAUCAGAUUGUCUGUGACGCAAGCAAGGUGCCCCAGUGGUGCCUCAAGGGCACCUCCAUUACCAUCACUGCCACCAACCUUUGUCCUCCGAACAGCAACCUACCCAAUGACAAUGGCGGCUGGUGCAAUCCUCCCCUCUCACACUUCGACAUGUCUGAGCCUGCAUUUGAGACAAUUGCCAAAUACAAAGCCGGAAUAGUUCCUAUUUUAUAUCAGAAAGUCGGAUGCAAGAAGAGUGGAGGCAUUAGGUUUGCCAUCAACGGGAGAGAUUACUUCGAACUGGUUCUCAUAUCCAACGUCGGAGGAGUUGGAGAUAUCUCUAAUGUUUGGGUCAAAGGGUCGAAAUCAAGUAAAUGGGAAACCAUGACAAGAAACUGGGGUGUGAAUUGGCAAAGCCAUACCUAUCUCAACGGUCAGAGCUUGUCCUUCAGAGUCCAAACCAGCGAUGGACAAACACGCACAGCUUCGAACGUGGUGCCUUCCAAUUGGAAGUUUGGCCAGUCCUUCUCCAGCAAAGUUCAAUUCUAGAUGGUGAUUCAAUAUAUAUACAUGCAACGUGUAUAUAUACACACACGAUAUGUUUUACUUUUCUCCGUUAUUUUCUCACUAAAUGUGAGAUUGUUUUUCUUUGUUCUUUUUUUAAAUUAUUUUCAUGGUCGUGGCUCAGUGUUUUGCUGUGUAGCCCACCAAGAUUGGUAAACUCUAUAUACAAAUAAUAUUGUAAGCAGGAAAAGGCGACGCGGAUAUGCUCGUUUGACAUAAAUAAAUAUAUUUAAUCCAUAUAUUAUACAAGC
Messenger RNA from Juglans microcarpa x Juglans regia, 1157 nucleotides. Its product is annotated as putative expansin-A17. Lineage: Eukaryota; Viridiplantae; Streptophyta; Magnoliopsida; Fagales; Juglandaceae. Gene Ontology annotation, cellular component: extracellular region. The coding region runs from base 118 to 891 and encodes 257 amino acids. The record is from RefSeq and is a predicted model, not a curated record. The transcript has 3 exons. Gene Ontology annotation, biological process: plant-type cell wall organization.